Molecule: messenger RNA, 342 nt
Organism: Paramuricea clavata
Lineage: Eukaryota; Metazoa; Cnidaria; Anthozoa; Malacalcyonacea; Plexauridae
Source: the annotation of a GenBank genome assembly
AUGCCGAAUGCCAAAUUCUUCUCGAAGCUUGAUGCUACCCAAGGCUACUGGCAAGUACAACUUGAUGACGAAAGUGCAACGAAAUGUACAUUUAAUACACCGUUUGGUCGAUACCGUUUUCAUCGUCUGCCAUUCGGAAUUUCGCCUGCACCGGAAGUGUUUCAGCGUAUUAUGUCUCAUUUUUUUUAUGGCAAUGAAGGAAUCGAAGUUAUUGUCGAUGAUUUAUUAAUCUGGGGUGAAACUCGAGAACAACACGAUGAACGUUUGAAACAUGCAUUAGAAAGAGCUUGCGAAGCUGGAGUGAAACUUAGCAAGGAUAAAUGUGAAAUUGGACUACAACAA